CAUAUGCUCCAUAAUUUUAGAACUUCAAGUAGUUCCUGCAAUCUUAGCGUAUUUCAGGGUCUCUUGCUUAUUUCGAAUGGCAUAUAAUUAACUAAUAAUACUGCUCAGCAGGAGGAAAGUGCAUAUUUCAUGGUAAUGCGGAGUUCUAAUAUAAGCAACAUCUUUGUUGCUUUCGAUUACCAAUUUAUUAAAAAAAAAUUGAGUAAUAUCAAGAGCGCUUCAAACUAGUUGCGGUCAAGUCAUACAGAAUAAUGACAUUGAACGUUUUUUAGUGAGACCCUGCCAUCAAAAUAUAUUGUUUCUCGUAUUUUUUUUACAUGACUAUUAUAUACUGUAUGACGUCAUAAGGAAUUGUGAGGGCGUCAUUUGAGGAGAUUUACAGAAGAUCCAAACCAGGGUUUUGAGGCUGGUUGAUCAACUGUAUCAUUCCCCAUAAUACUAACAAGGGUCUUGAUGCACAGUUACAUGACACCUCCAUAUUGAUGUGCACCUCUGAUGCAAAAGCAGCUAUUUGGUAUGGUCAGAGCGGCAAUGGCUGUGCAGCAGUUUUGCCUUCGAUGGAAUAAUCACCAGCCAAAUUUUAUCUCGGUUUUCACACAUCUACUAAGCACGGAAUCUCUGGUGGAUGUGACACUAGCUGCUGAGGGCAAGCAUCUCCAGGCUCACAGAGUAGUUCUCUCUGCUUGUAGCCCAUACUUUCAGAUGCUGUUUACAAUGAAUCCAUGCCAGCAUCCAAUUGUUAUUCUGAAAGAUGUUAAAUAUGAUGACUUGAAAAUAAUGGUAGAUUUUAUGUACUAUGGUGAAGUUAACAUCUCGCAUGAACAGUUGCCAGCAAUUUUGAAGACUGCAGAACUAUUGAAAGUCAAAGGCUUGGCAGAGAACUCGGAUCCAGGCUUGACCAAGCAGGCAAGUGGCUCAUCUGACCGUGCAGAGUUGUUGGCACCCGGAGAUUCUGCCUGGGACAGUGCAAGUCGCCGCAGCCCGUCGCCUUUAUCAAUUGCAGCCAAGCGGAAAAGGCUGCGAAAGUCAUCUACAGGUUCAGGGUCUGGCUCCACAGAACGGGGUACCUCUGAGGAACUCCUGACUGGUGAAGUGACUUUAGUUCCUUCUCCAGCACUUGUAAAAACUGAAAGUUCUGGCUUCCCAGUGGUGCAGUCAAGUGGAGGAGGCAGCACAGACGCAGAUAGUGGUGGCACAGGGCGCAGUGCUGAUAGCUCCCUACGCACUGGAGGGCAAGAACCUAGCACUGACUCGGAGCCGCGGAAUGGAUCCCAUGAUAGCACUGAUGAUGAUCCAUUAUCCAUUCAUAUACCACCAGAAAGUGAAGGCAGCAAUCCUAAGGUGGAAUCAAAUGUGUCAGAGUACACUCAAAGUGAAACUCAAAGCCAGCAGUCUCAUCAAAUGCACAUCUCUCCACAAGGAAAACCACCAUCAGCAAAACGUAAUAGGUGGCUGGUGCGACAGCCGCGUGUCAAGAAAGAGGGUGAUGCAGGUCAGGAGGAAGUUGAGCUUACUGCUCCUGCAGCUUUAUCACCAACUGUGCCCAGCCCUUCACCCCAAGUAACAGAGAUGCAAACCACAGUUGUGACACCAACCACCACUGUUCAGCCUCAGCAUUCACCGCCUCAGCAGCUGCUCCUUGCGGUUCCGCACCGUGUCGAACGGCAGAGCUCAGAACCUGGGCCUAGUCGCAGUUGCCAGCUUCUGACAGUGCCACAGACACCAACCUACCUGGUGAAGCAGCAUUCUGACCCACAGAUACAGAGUGUAGUUUCCACUCAUACGCCCCUGCUGACAAUUCAGCGUCAACUCUCGCAGCAGCAUCAGCAGCAACACCACUUGCAGCAGCAUCAACAACAACCACAGCAGCAGCAGCAGCAGCAGCAACAACAACAACAACAACAGCUGCCAGUUCUGCAGCAGCAGCUUCCACCACCUCCUUUCCACGUGCAGCUCGUAACUGCACCAACGCAGGAAUCACCAGCACGAGCACCAUCUCCCUCAGUGGUGGUAAUGGGAGGUCCAGCAACACAUCAGCCUUCAUCUAUGUCUGUGGAGCAUCCUGCUGCAAGUACAGCCGCCACCUCUGCCCCAUUAUCACAUCAGGCCACACCCCACCAGGAUGCUAAGAAUGCACCUACAGGACUGCGAGUCCGCACUGAUGAAUUGCGCAGAGCAUCCUCAUCACCACAGGAGACAACGUACGAGUGCCCACUGCGAUCGAACCACUGCCCUGCCCUGAGGCCUGGCCCUGCACUGGGUUGCAACUAUUGCUGGAACACAAUCGACAGCCAUGGCCGCAUUCUCCGGCGUAAGACUAAAUAUUAUUGCCCUGAGUGCCAAACCAAUCUCUGCAUUGUUCCCUGUUUUCAGGCAUAUCAUGAACGUGCGACAGCUCCACCUGGCAGCAAGAUUUUGCCUAAGACUGGUUCCAUAUAGUGAAUAAUGUCACUCCAUUAGGAUAAAUAAAUUCUUUCAGCUGUCUGCCAUUCAGAAAGUGCACAGAGACAAUAUUUUUCAUUGUUAGAGAGUCAGUUCUGUCAAAACAGAGAAUUUUGGCUUGUUUAACUUGGAGGGACAAAUUGGAUCAUUUAAAAGAGUUCCACACACACACAUUAAUUGUGCAUGAUCAAAAUGAACUGUGUUGAACUUGUUAGGUACGUUGUAUUCUCUUACAUUAACAUGGUCAGUGGAUUUAUGUGACUGCUGAAUUUUCUUUCAGAACUUAUAACUUGACCAUAUUUUUUGUGUUUCAUUUUCACAUUACAUAUUACAUGCAAUGAACUCAUUCGAUGCACAUUUCACAGUAAAUAGAAUUUUGUGAAGCAAGUAAUAAAGGGGUUCUACAUUAAAUUAAUUAUUAUCUCGAACAGAUUAACUAUUUACAAAAAUAAAAAUAGGAAAUCCAAUCGGUACUACAGAAACAUCAUCCUGUUUAUAUUUUCCUUUAGUCUUUCUGGGUUGAGUUUCAUUGAAAUUUGUCAAUGCUUAGGCCCAAAAUCCCUAGCUGUGAUGACGCCCUAAUAUUCCCAACUGCCAUAUGAUCUGGAAGUGAUGUCGAAGUUAUAAGCUGUUUCAUUAAAGAAUAACCCAAAUAAAUUUACAAGCAUAUUGAAUACAAGGAAGAAGUUUGUUUUUGGUCACUCACUUGGAAUACUGGAAGGUAUUUUGUAAUCAAUAAGCUUAGUGGAAUAUGGUUCCAAACUGAAUGGCCUGUUGAUUCUAAAAGAAUUCUCCUGUCAUAUUCCCAGCUGACACACUUACGAUGCUACAAACUGCAAACAGAAAUAUGUACAAUUCCUAUUCUUAGUGGCUUCAAAUAGAAGGAUGUGCCCUUGGCUGACAGCAGCAUAAAGUAGUGUAGUGGUGAACCUUGACGUUUCAAAUUUAAAAGAAAGAUGAAAGGAAUAAUGAAAAUAGAGAAAAGGAUUAAAUAUACUGAGAGAAAAGUUAUUCAUAACCACAUUAGAGGGUAACAUAUAAGGUUUGCAGUAGAACAGUUACCUUGAUAACUUUUUUUCUGUUAUUGCUGUGAGUCUCUUCUGUUCUGUAUUUUCUGUUGUGAAGUUUUAGCUGAUGAUAUGAGGUGCCUUUGGAGAGAAGUUUAAAAAAUCUGCGUUGUUAACUAGUUAUAUACCUUUUAAUGCUGCCUUUUUUGCGGUUUUUAGCUAUGUGAUUUUUAUGGGCUCAUGUGUGGUCUAUAGUUUCAUUUUUGAUUAUAUGUUUGGAUAGUAUUUACAAUAAUGUUUCCCUUCAUCUUUGGCACAUUGAUUUGGAUUCCAAUUUUUAACAUCACUUCAGAGAAUAUUUAUAGCUUUCCACAUCUUCUGUUCUUCCAUAGAAAUUUGCCGUAUCACUUUAGAAAGCAGAUCUGUUGCAUAGUGCUGUAAUAUAAAAUUAAAUUCACACCAUGAAGCAGCAACAACUCAAAAGACCCUUACCCUUUGGCUCCAACUGUCCAAAUUUUCAUGCAGUUUAGCUUCUGUCAAUUUUAAUUCUCUCUUCUAUCUGUCAAUUUUAAUUCUCAUCCAGUUUGUUUAGUAAAUUGUAUGCUGGCAGGACAUUCGGCUUGGGCAGUAUACCAUUGUAACAUAUCACAUAUAGCUGUGUCAUGGAAUUCAUGUGCAUACUGUGUGCUGAUAUCCUUUUAAAUAUGCUAUUGACUCUACAGCUCUGCUUUCAAACAACAUCUACCAGAUGGCGAUGGAACAUUAAACUCUAAACUUUCUUCCUGUCUUUUUCAAGAAAACAUUGUAUGGUGACUUUUUGUGUUAUACUAUUUUUCUAAGGCUUGUAUGAAUAUCGACAAUAUACAAUUGCGUACCUACCCAAUCUUCUAUAUACUCUAGAUUAUCUGACAAUUUCCAAUUAAAGAGUCUGGAAGCACUAAAAAUUCAAUGUGUGCUUGUUUAUUAAAAAGAGUGUCACCUUGGAUACUAAACUUUUUAAUUAGGAGGUGCUAAUUCACUGUAUCAAUUAUGCAACUGAAUCCUUUAAGUGAAUAACUGAAUUCUUAAUGUCAGAAAAAGAGAUAUUUUACAUUUCACAGUAGAAUACUGGUUUCUUAAGAAAUGUAGAUAAUAGAUGGUAUCAUAUAUCAUUGCAAAUUAACAGGAGGACAGCAGAUAAUAUUUUGGGUGUCUGAGCUUGAAACGCUGACCCUGUAAAAAUGUGUAGAUUAUAAUUCGCUUUCAGUAGUUACAAACUAUAUGUUUUCCUUAGUUCCUGUUCCCUUGUCCUUCAUUGUCCACUUGGCAGUCAUCAACACAAUCUUUUAAGUUCACUAAUUCAGGCAGUAAUCAAGCUCAUCUCACUAGCUUCUAUAUUUUAGUAAUUUUUUUUUCCCUUGCCACACUGUUUUCUCAAUUGGCCAGAGGCUCAACAGUCACCUAUUUAUGCAUCAUGUUUAUUAUGUAAUUUUGUGCAUAAUUAUCUGUUUCACAAAAGAUACAACAUGCCUCCCUUAAAAAAAACCUCAAAUGUACAAAAUAAAAUUUCUCUGCAACUCAUUAAUGCAAUUAAUGGUAUGUUUUCUGUAUGCCAUUACAGAGUUUAUAUUUGUGAAGACUGGUAUUAUAUGUGUUUGAAGGAAUCUUACUGUUGUACUCAUAAUGCUUGAGUGCUUAAUCUAUGUUUGCAAUAUGAAGAAGGUGAAUGAAGUAUAUUUGUUGCUGUGAAAUUCACUAAAAAUUAAUUCCCUGAACUACUAUGCAGAUUAAUAUAGUGAAUUUUUUCUAACGUAUAAUUUAAUGAUCACAGGAAAUUUGUCACACUCAUCUCCAUGAAGCACUACCCCAAUAAUUCCCUUCCUUUCAGAACAUUACGUUACAUAGAUCUAUAUUUGCAGGAUUUUUUUUGUAAUACUUCAUAUCAGAAAUUAAGUGAUUUGCUGUUUGAGCUGUUGAAUGUUGUGCAGCUGAGUAUACAUUCCAAUAUUUUUCUUAGCACACAAGAAAUGAGAAAGAAUAACACUGUUUUGUGCUGAACUAUUUUUACUCCCUUUCACUCUAACCCUUAAUUUGUUAAAGUGCCUUUCUGUAGCAAUAUAACAUUCACACUGCAAAUUAUCACGGGUUCUGAGAUUUUAACAUCAAAACAAUGUUAUUUCCAUUGCUUGCAAAAGAUUUGAGGUUUUAAAAAAUUGUGAAGUUUAUCUACACUUCAGGUGUCACUUUACUCUUUAAGUUCUCCUUAGAUGAGUUAGUGUGGUUUGAUGAAAAACAAAGACACCACUCUAGUAAAGCUCAGUGUUUCUUAAAUAAACACAAGGUUGUCUUUUUCUGCUGUCAUUUCUUUCCACUGGACAUGAAGUUAGCACCUCUUCAGUGAUUGUGGUUUUCAUUUCUCAGUUUUUCUCUCUGAUUUCAAUGUUCUCUCAUGUAACAUUAUAAGCAAAGAGAGGCAAUAUAUCAAAUACAAUUCAAAAGAUGGAAUCAGUAGCUUACAUAAAAAUUCACACUUCCUUUCCACAAAAUUUAGUUCAUCUUGCCAUUUCUUUUGUGUCGUACAAUAUAAUUAUUUAGCACUAUUUCCAGCAUAUUGAUCAGAGAGGUGCAGACUAUUAAGAGCCAUAAUGUAACAUGUUAGUGGAGUUAUUUCCAAAAAGGAACAUAGGACAAAGUAGUGACAGAAAUACUAUAGAAAAAAAUAAUGUUCGUUACCUCUUACCUACUGCACAAGUUUCUUCUGGAAGCCAGUGAAGUACCUAGACUAGACCAUUCUGUAAUUCAUUGUUUAUUAAUAUUUUUACAUCCACAUUUUUCCAUUGUUCCAGUAAAAGGCAUGCAAACACACUCUUGAAGAUAUAUGAAAUAAAUUCUUGUCCUUUUCAAAUCAUCUCUAAAAUACUUGGUUUUUACUGAGACAAAGAAUGUGUUCGUAAUCAGUGCUGUUAGUGUUUGACAUGCGGAUAAGUAUGGCACCUCUGUCUACAGUCUCAUACAUAUUUCAUUUCACUCUCCCAUUGUGAUAUUUUGGUAUAUAAAUUGCAACAGUCUGUCACCAUAUAGGAAAGUCACUUGAUACAGAGCAUUCAUGACAGUUUUACUUCUUUUAACUGACAAACUAUAAAUACUAUAUGCUAGUACCUGUGGUGGAUAAGUCUUAGUUUUUACAAGAAGGGUGAUGUUGGCUACGUAAAUGUAACUUUUCAGUGCAAAACCAAUGGCAAAGAUCCAUAAUUUUGUAGACUUUUAGUGUUCAAAAUACUUCCUGUAUUAUUCAUUCAGUUACUAUUGUACAAUAAUAUGCAUUGCUGGGUUGAUAUUAAGAAUGUUGUGAUAAAGAUACAUGUAUACUGUGUACAUAUGAAGAGAAUGGUAUGAACCAUUUAAAUCUUUAUUUUCUGUAUUUCACUGUUGUGCCUCUUAACUGUCAAGAUUUUGUACAGUUGUUAUAGUCUUUGUGUCAUACAUGUUACAAACAGAAACUUUAUUUUUAAUUAUACUGUUUGCAGAUAAAUAUUAAAAGUAACUGUUACUUAUGCGCAUUAACAGCUAGUAUGCAAAAAUUUGAGAGAGAAAAUUGGUUGUAAAACUUAUUGUUUAUCUACAAAAAUAUUGCUCAAUUCUAUUUUUAUGCUAAAAUUGCUUGUAUAGACAUCAGAAAAGGUUUUGUUUUGUUUUGUUUUGUUUUGGCUUUGGGAUAGGCUGUAAUAGAAGUUGCAGUUGUGUGAUGUGAGUAAAAAGUAUACUAAAAAUUGUAGUUGGUUCAUUGUGGUAUUGUUGUCAGAGAGCUAUAGAUUAAACAAGUAAUCCCAAAAAUGUGCAAUUCUGAACGUGUAGACAGGCAGUUUAGAAACUGUGUGUAAUGCAUUUUACAAAGUUCAAAACCAUAUAUUUAGUUUUAAGGACAGUAACAAAUAUUUGUCCUUGUACCACAUGUUUGGUAUUGUUAAGAUUUCAGACUUGCGGAGAAGGUACGAGAUCUACUCUUAAUCUUAAUGUAUAAAUGCCACCGCCCGCCUCCCCCCCCCCCCCCCCCCAACACAAAAAUAAAUAAAUAAAUAAAUCCUGAGGAUUACAUUACUUUACAGGGUUAACAGUUAAAGAAUUAAGCAUAAUUGUGACAAGAUGAUCACUCAAGUUUACAUUUAACACAUUAAUGAACGGGAGAAGGGGGCAAGCAUUUUUGAGAACUUUGUAAAGGAAAAUUGAUGAAACCAAGCACACCAGAAAAGUAGGACUGCUACUAAGUCUUUAAUUAUUCUAUCCCCAGAAUGUGUAAGUGUGAUGAAGGCAGUUCAGUCAACUGACUGAAAAUUAAAAAACAUAAAUAAAACUCAGUACAUAUGGUAUACUUUUCAGAAUAAUUAAACAGUAGCACUUCUUGCCAGAGAAGCAUGCAUUUGCUCUCUUCAGUACCAAACAGUUUCCUGUGAAUUUUUCCAUUAUAGUGUAACAUCAAGAGUAAUAUUAGUAAAGUUAUGCAAAUAAUUUUUCAAAUUCUGUUAUUUGUUUUCAUGCAUCAAUGACUUUUUCCCAGACCAGGUCUAUUAUGUACUAUCUUCUAGAAGCACAUGUUGAAUUUGGGAAAAAUUGCCAGACUGUCCAUUAAUGGAAAAAGAAAAUCCUUCCAGUGGUUAUCAGCUUGUGGUGAUUGUCAAAAAAUAGUUAUUUAAUUUUCUUAAAGAAAUCUCUCUUACUCUCCAAAAACUUUUCCUCAUCUGCUGUAUGUCCAUGUUAGCCUGACUCCCUUAUUGUUUUAUUUCAGUCACAGGUCACACAAAUAGUAUCUUAACCAGUUUGGACAUUUUACAAAGUUAUUAGAUACUUGAUUUUUCUGAAAGUAAAAAAUACAGUGAUUAUGUUCCCUCCCUCUUUAGUUAGUAUGCUUAGUCUAUGUGAGCAUGUUUGUCAUUUUGCAGACUUCAGUAAAUUGUUGCACAGGCACUCUACUUUAAAUCUCACUUGCAGUGUCAAUGCAAAUUCCAUAUUUUGACAUGGAUACUAAUUAGAUCAGUUACGUAAUGAAGGUUUUUUUAAUACCUGAAACUAUAUUCAUACAACAACUUUCAAAUUAAUUGGUGAGUCACUUUAAUUCCCAACUGCUUGUGUAUUUUGUGAUCAAGGGCAAAAUGUGUUUCCAGUGAUUACUACAACUGACAUCUUCACCAUUUUCAGCAUCUCUCUCUCUCUCUCUCUCUCUUCUCUCAUGGCCUUGGCUGAUUAGUGCCUUUGGAAAAAGUCGAAACCAUGUUCCAGAACAGAACUUUAAAUAAAAUGUCCACUUUUUAUUAACAGUGUUCUAUCAGCAUACCUGUGUGACAAAUUACACUCUGCCUUAGCAAAAUCCCCUCCAUUUCAAAUUCAACAAAGACAUUCUAUACAGCAAAUUCGAACAGUGGAAACUCCAGGCUGGAAUAUCAAUAUUAGGAAAAGGAUAGUCACUGUAAGUAGCAAUCUAUACUUUUCCUAAUAUUGCACACUAUAUAGCAAACUUGGCAAAGAGGCAGGAUAUGGCAGAAAUACUUUAUCCUGAACAUGAACAGUGAUUCCAGUAUGAUACCAUUCCUCUGCAGUGAGACAUAUCUUGAAAACUUUUAUCCUAGGAGCACACAAUAGUGCUCAGUUUUAUAUUCUGAUUAAAAUAAUCUUUUGAUUGUAGUAUCACAUCAAAGCUUUGGUUAAGCUCUGAAGCACGCUGAAAAAGCUUGGUGGGUAGGACAGAGUGUCAAUUGGGCACAUAUUUGUUACCUGCAACGGUGGCUUCAUUAAUUUCCCUGUAGCCAUGUUUUAGUAUUGUAAAUUUUAAAACACUCAAUUUUUGGGAACAAUGUCCUCUAGUAUUAAAUUUGCAGAAGUCAUUACCUGUAAGAGUAAGUCACAUACUUUAAUUACAAAAUGAGUGUUUUCCCUAAGCACAAAAUUUCAUCAUUUUAUGAAGCUGACAUAUUUUAAUAAAUGUUAAAUCAUGAUGUGAGUUAGUAUUUACUAAGAAAACAUGGUUUUCCAUUCUCGUGGAAACAAGAUCCUCUGCUAAAUAUCAAUGUUUGAAUUAUAAUCCAUUGUUUGUUGAGCAAACUUGUCAUCUGAAGUACAUCUACAUGAUACAUCCACACUUGGCUACAAUGAGAGAAACAAAGCACACCCACCAGUCUCACAGGUUGCUUCUGUUUUGCAUUUAUCUGAUGUGGGAGCAAUGCUCCAUGGACAAAAUAUGUAUAUAUAUUUUUAGAUAAUGAGAAGCAGGCUCUCUCAUUCUUCACUGCAGCUGGUUUGCAGGUAUUUGUAAAUCACCUUUGGCUGUACAUACAAAAUUAUGCAGAAAGAUAACUAGAGGGAUUUUGACAUACAAAAUUGAAGUCCUCUUAAAAUAUUAUCGUUGGAAAAAUUACAGUAUUAUUGUUAUAUGGAACAUUUUGUUCUGCUGUUUAAAUACUUCUAAUAGUAGGUAAAUGAAAUAGGACGUUUAUAAUAGAAGUGUCAGAUCUGUGUAUAUUUUCUGAGAAUAUUGAAGUUAUGUUUCAUAUGGCUAUUGCUGUAAUUGGGAAGUGUAUGUCAAUUUAUUGCUACAUGUUUGACAAUGUUAACAAUUUGAAAUGUUAUUACAACACUGUGUUUCAUGGCUGCUUUGUAAUAAGCCAAGUAUCUUGGCUACACAGUUAUGUUCUAUGAAGCUCAUAUCUGAGUUCUGCAAAUCCAGUAUUAGUGCUGUCAAGAUGUGCCAUUAUGCACCCCCUUUUUUAUUUUAUAAUUGCAGUGAUUUUCAUCCACACCAGUUGGUUACAGUGGAUGCCAAAAUGUUUUAAGGAAACUUUUAUUAAGUAUUAAUGUAUUUAAAGAGAGUUGAUAUAAGAGUGAAGUAUGCCGGUGAAAGCACUUUGGUGUAGCAGAAAACUUUGAAGAAACAAUUUUAGUGUGUGUAUCAUAAUACAGCUCAUGUGAUGUAUUUAUGAUUCUUCAUACUAUUCAAUUACAUAUGGUUUAUAUCUGCGUACACAAAGUUCCGUGUGAUGGCAUGAAAAACACAUACAUUAAUUGUGGGUUUCCCAAAUGUUAAUAUUUUUGUAUGAUUAGGUUGCAUGUUUUGGAGGUCUGAAGAAAUUAUUUUCUACUUUUUCAGACCUUUUGUUAAAUGCUGUAAUAUUUGGCAACCAUACAUGAUGUUUGGCAUUUAUUUUUAUAAAAUAAAGUUAAUGUCUAUUGCAUGAUAAACAUUAUGAUUGAAUAUAUUUGUAUUUUAGUGACUGUCGUACAUUGUUUCAGUAUUAUAUCAUGAUACUGGUUACACUGUAUGUGAGACAAAGCAACGUACUUUGUCUUUAUGUUGGCGUUACUGUGUGUGUAUAAAAAAGGAACAAUGUUACACAUAUAGAAUAAGGAUUGCUUGGAAAAGGUGUGAAAUUUUGUUCAGUUCCCAGCAAAUUCAAUUCAUCAAAUGAUUGCCAAUCUUUUUGUUGCUUCUUUUGAACAUUCCUGCUUAUACUGCUCUUAGCAAAUGCAUAUUGCAUGCGUUUGAGAGGGCAAAGUGCAAACCAUAUAAAAAAAACUGCAGGCCAAUGAAGUAGAGUCCUUGUAUCAUUAGUACCCUCUGCUGUUAUGUCUACCUUGUGACAUUCUGCUCUGGAAUAACAGUCCCAAAUCUUUUGAGUAUUUUGUAUAAUAAAUAUUUAAUAACUUGUCAGAAUUUCUCCUUUAUAUUCUAGUUUACUAGAUCAAUUGAGUAAAUACAUUUCCUUUAGUAUUAUUGCAUGUUCAUGAGCUUUAACUUCACAAUUUCUCGUAAUUCUGUGAAACUGUGCAUUGUCCCCUAUUCGUACUUUUAUCGUUUGACAGAUUCUAUUUUGAGCUUCAUUCUAGAACACAAUGGCAAGCUAAUUGUUUUGUUAAUCAAACUUUUAUGACCUGUUAUAAGUGUGGUGAGUCAAAUUUUAGUUUUUUAAUUGCAGUCCCAUGGCACAGUUCACAACUUAGGAACUUGUGAACAUCUGGAGAGUGUGUUAUUUACAGAAGAUAAUUAAAUUGUUAAUUUGAUUUCAAAUACAAAUUUGCAGUAGCAUUUUUCUUUGCUGUAGUCAGAACAGAAUUACUGGACUCUAAGCAGUCAUUCAGUGAAAUUCUCUGCCUAUUUUGGCAGCCGAUUGUGCUGUAAAUCACAUGGGUAAUGAAGGAAUUAAUCAGUAACCAAAGUUUACAUCAAGUAAUAGCUAUGAAUAUAAAAAUGGGAUAAUGAAUGAACAGAAGCUUUAAUUAUUAACACCGAAUGAAUUACUGCUUUCAGAAAAAGCAACUCUUUGUUUUCUGCAGGACGUCACUAAUUCACAAUCUGCAGUUUCCUUUUGAUCAUUCUCAUUUUCAAGCCUAAAAAGUGGGGCUUGUCAUUCUAAUACUUCUCUCCUCUCUCUCUCUCUCUCUCUCUCUCUCUCUCUCUCUCUCUCUCUCUCUCUCUCUCUCUCUCUCUCUCUCAACCCCUCCUCCCCCCUCUCCCUGCAGCCCACUCUCCUAAACCAGACAAAGAAUAUUGCUGGGUUUCUGGAAUCUCAUAAUUCAGUGUGCUCCAAGAUAUAUUUCUGGUGUUGGCUUCUCUACAUUAAUCUGGGAUUUUAUGAUUACGAAAACAGUUUGAGAUUUUAUUCCCUUUUAGUACUAGAAUUUUUUUAAAAAAAAUUCUUUUGCACUUAACAAAACUUUUACCUUUUGCAGUGCUUUGCAUAUUGAGUAAUUGUAAGUUAUGUUGUGGUCCAGAUCUCAUGCUAAGUUGCAGGUGCAAGCUCAAAUAAGCAGUGUUGUAAUACAACCUCUAAAAUAACAGGACAUUGGCCUGUAAUUUUAAUUGUGAACCUACCUGUAUUUACAACAGUGAAUUGAUUUGGCAGUUAGCUGUAUACAGAUGUCCCAAAUUUUGCUUCUGCUUCAAAUAUGAGCAUUCUUCUUUAUGAUUAAUUCAAAUGUUGGACCCAUAGAUCAGUGACAUAUCAUUAUUAGAAAAUACAUAUUGUAAGAUGAAGCCGCUGUAUGAUUUAUUUUUUAAUUGUACAAACAGAUACCAUUUUCCAGUAAUUUUUUUUAUAUAGCAUAGAACAAAUGUCAAAAAUAUUUCAAUAUUUACAAAUAUUUUGACAUUUCUCUCUCUCUCUCUCUCUCUCUCUCUCUCUCUCUCUCUCUCUCUCUCUCUCUCUCUGUGUGUGUGUGUGUGUGUGUGUGUGUGUGUGUGUGUGUGUGUGUGUGUGUGUGUGUGUGUGUGUGUUUUUUUCAGAAAAAUAUUUAUUAAAAAAAGUUGCAAAACUAACAAUAAAUUAUACAGCAGCUUCACUUGCUACAAUAAACUUCUAAGAUUUAUCACAGCUGCAGAGCACAAUCAACAAAAACAUUAUUAGUAAUUUACCAUGAUACUUUGAGGACAUUCUGUGACUUUUCAUAGUUAAACUGUAAAAACCAUUUUCUUGUACUUUUUCUUAUCAUCUGGUACAAAAUAAUGGCAACUGUUAGAAGAAAAUGUUCAGGUGCUGCAAAUAUAAGUUUUAUCUUCUCCUCGAAAUUCCACCUAAGCUUCAAUGUGUGUUCUGAAAUCAAACCAUACAUUAAAAUGAAGAGGAGGAGAUUAGCGUUGAACACCCCAUUGCAAACAAGGUCAUUAAAGACUGCAUUUAUAAAUGUCGCUUACUUUUCUGUUCUCACUUAUAUCUAAAGCAAUUGUAAAGUAUAUAUAAUUUAUUAUGUUACAUAUGAUGCACGUGUCAACUUCAGUCUAACAAUGUAGCUGUAUACAGAAAAUUUUGGUGCGCAAUCCCAUCUUAAAGGCCACUUAAUAUGGGCAGCACGGCCAAAGUUUUCGGCUUGUUUGGGAACCACAAUUCACAUUUUAUGCAUACUUUCCGAACACAAUUAGGACUUGUCUGAUACUGCAUAUUUUUGUGUGUGGCUGUUCAACUUUGAACUGUGUCCUUUCACUGCAAUAAGCAUUAUCAAAAAUGUUCAAUUCAGUAUCAGUGGAUAAGAAACCUAUUACAGGUGUGUGCUUGUGCUUAAAUGUAAAUCUGUAUGGUCUGCACACUACUAAUUUGUGUAUUUAGGUAAUAUGUUCAACUAGUGGUGGCAAACUUUUCAGUAGGACCCAUAGAAGCCCACACAUCUGCAUUCGUCCCUUUUGUCACUUUAUGUGAGGCAGCAGAGGAACUCUCACCUGUUCACCCUCCAGCAGAAUGCAAGAAAAUGUAUGUAAUAAAUGGGUCAUAUGUUGCCACACAGCAAGAUACAAAGUUCAAGAUGGAUGAACAGUUACACACUAAUGUUGCAUGAAAAAUGGUUCAACAUGAAAAAUGGUUCAAGCAGUCUGCCUUUUUUUCUGUCAUAGCUUGUAUUAUUGCAGCAAUUGGAAGUACUAUUAUUUCUCUGUAAAAGAGAUGGAUGGAGUAAUUGGUAAGAGAGCAUAAAUUUAUUUGUGGAAGAUUUGUGUUUAACUUAAUUGUACCAUUAUAUAAAACUUCAUUAAUGCUUUACUUAUUUCUGAACAUUUCAUACUGUAUAUUAUCUGUACUUUACCAAGUGUCUGAAUAUGUGAAAAUGUAGCAGUUGUGACUGUGAUAACACGUAUUAUCCCAAGAUGAGGGUCUUUAUAUUUCUGUUUCUUGAGGUUUGCUUAGUGAGCUGAUCACAGCUGCUGUUCUAAAUGUUAACUGAGCACCUGAUUUUAAGUAGUACAAUUCUACAGUAUGGGAGAUAUAAUUCAAGCACUGUAACAGUUUGUGUGUGUGUACAUAUAUAUUUAUUAUAUUUCACUUCAACUGUACAGUGAUUCAACAUAUAAAACUAAUGCUACUAACAAAGAGCUGUUUUGAGUUCUUCCAACCUACUUCUUCCCUUCUCCAGACUCACUACCCUUUGUCUGUAUUUCUUCUUGAGCAGCUGGAGCCUCUCUGAAGUUUGGG
This is a messenger RNA of Schistocerca gregaria, 14368 nucleotides long. RefSeq names its product ataxin-2 homolog. Gene Ontology annotation, cellular component: nucleus. The coding region runs from base 496 to 2439 and encodes 647 amino acids. Gene Ontology annotation, molecular function: protein binding. Gene Ontology annotation, biological process: regulation of transcription by RNA polymerase II. Lineage: Eukaryota; Metazoa; Arthropoda; Insecta; Orthoptera; Acrididae. The transcript has 11 exons. The record is from RefSeq and is a predicted model, not a curated record.